UCAAGGUUAUCAUCGGUUAGGUAAUGUGGAAGUCACACUUCCUAGAGUCCAACAUAAUAUUUUUGGACGUUGUCCCCUCUACCAAAAUGUUGGGAGUAGUUCAAUAAUGUUUCAACAUCAGUCAGGAGGAUUCUCCUCGUGAUUAGCGGAUUUUACUGGGGAUAAUUAUUCCAACUACAUAACCUACAAGCAGCUAUCUGUAGCUGUCUUCAUGUGCAUUCCAAGUUCACGUCGAUUAUGAAGUUUUUAGGUUUUGUGGGGGUGCUUCUGGUGCUUCUGAAUGGGGUGAAAGGAGCUAAAUUACUCGGAGUUUUUCACAUGCCAUCGCCUAGUCACUACAUGUCCUGCAGUGCCCUGAUGAAAAUUCUGGCUGAGAAAGGGCAUGAUGUCACUGUUGUUGCUGCCUUUACAGAUAAAAAUCCGCCUAAAAAUUAUCAUCAGAUUCAUCUCGAUGGGUUACACGAAUUGCUUGAAGAGGGCGCGGCCAAAAUGAACUGGUUCGAGACCACACCAAACCCUGUCGUAAUGCCUGUAUUCUUCAACUUCAUGUCCAAUAACCUUAUCGAAAACACCUUCAACCACACCACUUUCAAGAAAUUCAUGAACACCAAACAAACUUUCGAUGCAGUUAUCAUUGAAGAAUUUCAAGCAGAAGCUAUAAAAUACGUCGCUCAUCAUUUCAACGCCCCUCUCAUUGUAUAUAGUGCUCUGGACGCAAACGACUGGACAAAUCCAUUCCAAGGAAACCCAGACACACCAUCCUACCACCCUAGCAUCUAUUUGUCUCAUCUAACAAACCACAUGUCUUUUAUGGAGAGGGUACAGAAUACAUUGAUGUAUGCAUAUUCCAAGAUAUUUUUCAACUUGAUAGCAUUCCCAGCCCAGAACAAACUUCUGCACAAGUAUUAUCCAGAUGCUCCAGAUCUCAAGGAUAUAGCCUACAACGUUUCCUUGGUACUUCUAAAUUCCGAUCCAAGUGUCCACGAGCCUGUUCCCAAAGUGCCAAGCAUGAUAGAUAUCGGUGGUUUCCACAUAAAGAAGCCCAAACCUCUGCCCGAAGAUCUCCAGAAAGUUCUGGAUGACGCGAAACAUGGAGUUAUCUACUUCAGCUUGGGAUCGAAUAUAAAGAGCAAGGACAUGCCUAAGCACAAACGUGAUUUCAUCCUGAAGAAGUUUUCCACGAUGAACCAAGUGAUUAUAUGGAAGUUCGAAGAUCCUGAACUACCUGGCAAACCUCGCAACGUGGUCAUCAGGAAAUGGCUGCCUCAGAAUGACAUAUUAGCACACAAAAACGUGAAAUUGUUCAUAUCGCACGGAGGUCUCUUCAGUACCAUGGAAUCAGUAUACCAUGGCAAACCUGUGAUGGCCAUAUCUGUUUUUGCAGAGCAGAAACUGAACGGAAAAAGAGCAGAAGCGAACGGACUAGCUAGGCAUGUACCUUUCAAGGAGCUCACUGAGGAAAAUUUCAGCGAACUCCUUGAUGACUUGAUGAGUAAUCCGAAGUACAGGGAGAAUGCCCAGAAAAGGUCACAAAUAAUGAGGGACAAACCCUUAGACCCUGCAGAUACUAUCAAUUAUUGGGUAGAAUACGUGAUAAGGUACCAUGGGACUCCCCAUCUAAGGGUCGCCGCUCUGGACUUAGAGUGGUACCAAUAUUUACUCAUAGAUGUUGUACUCUUCAUUCUAGCUGUAGCAGCUAUUAUCAUUGUCUCUCUGAAAUUCUUAAUCAAACGGUUAAUAAAGAGAAAGGCCCCAAAGGAGAAGAAGAAUUGAUAUUACAUUCCCAAUGGAAUAAAUGUGUUCAGAUGCCUUUUAAUUAUAAACUGAUUAUUCACGGGUACGUGAAAUAUCAUUAUUUUUAAAUUUUUUUAUGUUGAUUUUUUACUGAUAUUGAAAAAAAACUGUAUAUUGAUUCUACUCAAAGAAAAUAAAUAAUAUUUUUUAUGA
Coccinella septempunctata (seven-spotted ladybird) is the source of this 1947-nucleotide messenger RNA. Its product is annotated as UDP-glycosyltransferase UGT5-like. The record is from RefSeq and is a predicted model, not a curated record. The transcript has 4 exons. NCBI's taxonomy places the organism in Eukaryota, Metazoa, Arthropoda, Insecta, Coleoptera, Coccinellidae. Gene Ontology annotation, molecular function: UDP-glycosyltransferase activity. The coding region runs from base 238 to 1773 and encodes 511 amino acids.